AUGUCCCGGCCAGAACUACAAGCCCCGCCCGAAAUCUAUUAUGGCGACAUCGAGGCCAAAAAGUAUACCAACAACUCUCGCGUCCAGAACAUCCAAGCUGACAUGACAUACCGUGCCCUCGAGCUCCUCAAUUUGCCCCCAGACGAGCCUGCCUUCCUGCUCGACAUUGGGUGCGGCUCGGGGCUCUCAGGGGAAAUUCUGGACGAGGAGGGUUACACAUGGGUUGGGGUUGAUAUCGCACCGAGCAUGCUUGAGAUCGCGCUCGAACGAGAAGUAGAGGGCGACCUCUUCUUGCAAGAUAUCGGACAGGGUUUUGGCUUCCGCCCAGGCAGCUUUGACGGCGCUAUCAGCAUUUCGGUCAUUCAGUGGCUGCUAAAUGCAGAGACUUCUCAUCCCACAUCAUCCCCUCCACACCGACUCACUCGCUUCUUCACGACGCUGCAUGCUGCCCUCAAGAACCCAUCUCGCGCCAUCCUACAGUUUUACCCCACCUCCGACGACCAGAUCCAACUCAUCACGUCCAUCGCGCAGAAGGCGGGCUUCGGCGGAGGAGUGGUCGUCGAUUAUCCCAACUCGAAAAAGGCCAGGAAAGUAUUCCUGUGUCUGUUCGUGGGCGGCGGAGGAGGUUCACAGCAAGUGCCGAAGGGGCUCGAAGGCGAGGAAGAGGUGGAUGAAGGGCAUGCGCUCUUUGAAAAGCGACGGGAGAAGAUGCGGGCGAGAGGGAAGGGCGGCAAGCGGAAGAGCAUCAAGGAGAAGGACUGGAUCUUGAAGAAGAAAGAGCUGUACCGCCAACGCGGGAAAGAAGGCGUACCCAAUGAUUCAAAAUACACAGGACGCAAGCGCAAGGCCAUCUUCUAA
This is a messenger RNA of Epithele typhae, 858 nucleotides long. Its product is annotated as S-adenosyl-L-methionine-dependent methyltransferase. Gene Ontology annotation, cellular component: nucleolus. The transcript has 6 exons. Gene Ontology annotation, molecular function: rRNA (guanine) methyltransferase activity. Bases 1 to 858 code for a protein of 285 amino acids. The record is from RefSeq and is a predicted model, not a curated record. Gene Ontology annotation, biological process: rRNA (guanine-N7)-methylation. NCBI's taxonomy places the organism in Eukaryota, Fungi, Basidiomycota, Agaricomycetes, Polyporales, Epitheliaceae.